This is a messenger RNA of Engraulis encrasicolus (European anchovy), 1756 nucleotides long. RefSeq names its product NXPE family member 3-like. The transcript is spliced from 8 exons. NCBI's taxonomy places the organism in Eukaryota, Metazoa, Chordata, Actinopteri, Clupeiformes, Engraulidae. Bases 17 to 1756 code for a protein of 579 amino acids. The record is from RefSeq and is a predicted model, not a curated record.
GACACUGCAGGGGGAAAUGAAAAGCCACAGGCAAUGGAUUAAACAUUUCAGGCUGCUCAGGAGAAGUCCGGUGCUUGCAAUUUCGUCACUGCUCCUGCUGUACUUUGUGGUGCUAUGGACAUACUAUUCUGGAGAGGUGCGAGGAGGUGCACGCCCUCCCAGCCCUCGCAUACAGCACCUGAACAGAACCCAGCACCCAGCUUGGUCACCUCAAGCUCCCCCUGCUGUCAGUGAGCAUGAAUGGCAGAAGGUCAUGAAGAUCACCAAGUGGGCUGUACCAGAGCAUCAAGUCACCCUUGUGAACAAAAGCACAAGUCCUGGCGAUUCCACUUUUACUAUUCAGAACUUCAAGCAGAACUACUCUGUGGGUGAGGAGCUUCUUGUCACCAUCUUUGCCAAGGACUUCACUGGUCAGCCAAAGCACUAUGGAGGAGACUUUUUCCAGGCAAAGGUUCAUUCAUACACAUUAAAGGCCAGUGUGUUCGGAGAGGUUGUAGACCAUCAGAAUGGGACAUACUCAGUCCGGUUCAUCCUGCCAUGGGCGGGUGAAGCGUUCGUGGCAGUCCUCUUGGUCCACUCCAGUGAAAUCAUACUGGCUUUGAAACAGCACUGGAACACAGACACCGACCAGGUCUACUACACUGGCUUCUUUGUCAGCAAGACCUCUAAGAAUGGUACCCAAGUGGAGCAGACGGAGGAGACGAUUUGUAACAUCAAGUGGCCUGGGGUGUUUCCGGGUGGCACAGAUUACAUGGCCCGGAAAAACUGCUGCUGCGAGUAUGGAGAUGCCCACACAGGGCUGAUGUGGCAGUGCCUCCGUCCAAGAACUCUGCCCUGUGACGCUCUGAUGUACCAUGGUGGAAAUAAGGACUCCGACCAUUUUACACCCUUGGAGAAGAAUCUCACGGAAAGAAAUCAGUUCCUGUGGCUCAACGGAGAUAAUCGUCAGAUCAAUAUAAUGUCUACAAAUGCAACUGUUGGUAUGCUGCUACUACUCCACAUAAAUACACCGGACAGAGGAGAGAGGAGAACAUGCAAGGCUGGACUGCCCACUCCAGUACCUGCAGGGUUCUACUUCAACGAUGUCUGGACAUCAUUCGUGUGUGCCACUAGUCAUUUUCAAGGCAAUGACUCAGCAGCAUGUCUGAAGGACAAACACAUACAUAUCAUUGGAGACUCCACCAUCCACCAGUGGUUUGACUACCUCGUCAAGACCAUGCCUACCCUAAAGUCUAUGAACCUUCACUCUGUGGGACAGGUGGGCCCACAUAUGGCAGUGGAUGUGGAGAACAACAUUGACAUUCACUGGCGAACACAUGGUCUUCCCUAUCGCAGCCCGAAAGCUAAAAUGUCAUCUUUUCAGUAUAUCGAAAAGCUCAUUGACGAAAUGGAUGGUGGGCCGCAAACUGUCCUUGUGUUCACCAUGUGGGCUCACUACACCAGCUUUCCGCUGUCCUACUUUGUCCACCGCGUGUCACUUGUGCAUCGCGCAGUUGCAUCACUGUUGAGACGAGCGCCACUGACCAAGAUUAUCAUCAAGUCUGCCAACACGGCUUAUAUGAUCAAGUAUCGCAGCGAUUGGCUCUUCUUUAUGCUUGAUCGAGUCGUGCGUGAAGCAUUCCGUGACAUGGAUGUGUACUUCCUGGAUGUGUGGCAGAUGACAUCCUGUCACUACCUGCCUUACGACCUCCAUCCUGAAGAGGUCAUCAUCAAGAACGAAGUUGACAUCCUGCUCUCCUUUAUAUGUCCCAAGUAA